AAAAAGCGUCACAAUUGGUAUACUUUAGAGUCUAUAUUAUUUAGACUGUACUUAGUAAUGGGCAAUAUAUACUAUUAAAUAGUUGUAAUACCGCGUUAUAAUUUUUUUUUGUAUUUUAUUACUUUAUUCAUAGUUAUGCUAGAAAUGUUGUCGAUGAGGUCUGAAACUAAAUAUGUCAUCAAAACGUCAAACUUCUUUGAUAGGUUUCUUUUCUGUUGUCAAAAGUGAGCUCGAAGGAAGAGUUCCAAGAUGUUGAUGCCUAAACAAAACCGUGUUUCCAUAUAUGAGUACCUCUUUAAAGAGGGGGUGAUGGUUGCUAAGAAGGACUAUCAUGCUCCGAAGCAUCCGGAUCUGGAAAAGAUUCCUAACCUCCAGGUUAUCAAAGCGAUGCAGUCUCUCAAAUCUAGAGGAUAUGUCAAGGAACAGUUCGCGUGGAGGCAUUUCUACUGGUAUUUGACCAACGAGGGUAUUGAAUACUUGAGAAUCUUCCUCCACUUGCCCCCUGAAAUCGUGCCCGCCACCCUCAAGCGCUCAGCCCGCACAGAGACAGUCCGCCGUGGCGCGGUUGGCCGGCCAGACGCCCCCGCACGCACUGCUGAGGACAGGUCUGCCUACCGCCGUGGACCGACCACACCCUCAGGCGCUCCUCAUGAUAAGAAGGCUGAUGUUGGCCCUGGUUCAGCCGAUGUUGAAUUUAGAGGAGGAUUCGGACGUGGCAGGCCUGCUCCCUAAGUUUAAAUAAACUUAAGUUUUAAGAA
Molecule: messenger RNA, 758 nt
Organism: Manduca sexta (tobacco hornworm)
Lineage: Eukaryota; Metazoa; Arthropoda; Insecta; Lepidoptera; Sphingidae
Gene: RpS10b
Product: 40S ribosomal protein S10
Exons: 4
Coding region: 250-732 (160 amino acids)
Cellular component (GO): cytosolic small ribosomal subunit
Molecular function (GO): RNA binding; structural constituent of ribosome
Source: RefSeq, a predicted model, not a curated record